UCCUUCAACCGAAUAAAUACCUAGUGGCAGAUAACCUAUCCACGUAAAAGUGGCGAAUAUUUCAUUCUUGUUUCAAGUCAUAGUAUUAUUUUGAAAAGAAACUAUCCAAGUUUAUUACGUAUGUGUUUAGUGGGCUGAAGAAACGAGGUUGGAGGUUCGCAGCAGUGAUUUGUGGUUUAUCUGCCACUGGGGAAAAUCGUUUAACUACUUCUACCACCUGAGAAGGACUGCUUUUCGACCAAGUCACCUAGGGGACAAGUACUAGAGGAACAUGUAAUUUUUGUUCUUCAUUAUCCUGCAUUUUGGAGAAUUGCCGUGUUACGGUUGACUGCGUAGCACCAUUCUGUGCUUAAGACUUUACUGAGAAGUAGUAAGGAAAACUUGUGGGGACAAUAUCAGGUCAAUCGGGUUUGUUUCGGGAACUUUUUAUAUUUAACAGUGCAAUAGUUAUCUACCUAUACCAGUACACUUAUACACUUAUUUUUUUAUAAUAUCCAGAACCUUUAAGUAAUUAACAUACACAUAAUUCAAUAGCGCUCCAACACCUGUAUGUCUCUUUGUAAAAGAGGAUAAUUUGGGCCCAAAUAACCUUUUCCCAUACAGUAGUUCCUUACAUUUAUUUUUUAUUAAUAUUAUUAGACUUGUUUCCCAUAUUUUUCAUAUAACUAUAUAUAUAUUUUAAUAUUAUUAGCUUGUUUCUUGUAAUUUAAAUUCCCAAUCUGUUUGCUUAACUUAAAUUCAUUUGUUAUUAAAUUAAAUUCAAAUCCUAAUCCCUAUCCCUUCAGGAUAGCUAUUAGUUUUACUUGGUCAUUAUUAAAAACCACGAGUCAGAAAAAGGAUCUUUAUCAUCCAGGACUGCGUUGGUUCAGUUAGGUGUUGCCUAUUCAACUCAUUGAGUUAUAUAUAUUUGUAUGGUUCAUCCUAGGUAGGUAUUUUAGUAUUGAUUUCUUGUAGUAUUUAACGUUGCUGUACGUAUUACAAUCGUACGAUUAUUUGGUGAAGGUUGUUGUUUAACCUUAGUGUAAGUUGGGGGUACGCUCCAUAUAAGAGCUACCCCAGUACUAAUGUAAUUAUAGUUGUAUACUCAUAUUCAGAUAAGUAGUUAAGUCAAAUUGUCAUUUUAGAGUUACAUAGGUUGUAUUUUUUCUAACUCAGAGGUUGUCAAUAAUCUAGGUAGUUAUAUUUUAAUAAAUAUUUAUUUGUUUGUAUAUCAAUUAUUUUUUUUCCCAUUUUUUAAUUUAAUAAUUUAAUAUAUUGAAUAAUUUACAGCAGUGUAAGAUACCUGGGAGUUCGGUCCAUCCCUACUUCUGGCGCCCGCAAUUUAGUCUAUUUUAUUUAUCUCUUAUAUUUUUCUAUUUUUAUUAUAUUAAUAUUUAUUCUAUCUAUUUUAUAAGCCUCUCUUUUUAUAUUCAUAUUUCUGGUUCUAGUCAUCAUCCCUCUUUAGUUUAAGCUACUGUUCUUCGACAGGCAUGCAAACGAGCCGUACCCAUCCUUGAGUGUCAAGUCGUUCUCUUGCAUUUCUUGCUAGCCAAUUCUAUUUAGUUUGCCUCUGUCUCCCCAUACUUCUAUUAUCAGUUCCUCACCCACUCACUCAUUUCACCUUAGCAUUCUAGUUCUACAAAUACUACUGCAAAGUAGUUUUUUGUUACAUCGGCAGCCCAACUUGGUGCCAACCUUUUAUAGGUUCUAAGACAGUAGUUCUUUUAGUUCAUUUUUUUCUUUUAUUUAUAUUAUUCCCUUCUGAUAUCUUUUUAUACAUUAUGUUCUGAUUUAUUUUGUCUUUAACUAUUUACUAAUACUAAACAGGUACACUGUCACUGCUGUAUCUAUUAAUUAGUUGAGAUUUUGAAACCUCGUUUAUAGUUUUGUUAUACAGCUUACAUUCUGGGUUGAAUUUGAAACGAAGUAUAAGUAACUAACAUAUAUUAGAAUAUAUUAUUUUACUCUUUCAGCCAAUGUUGUAUUUGUACGUACAGUAAUCGUUAAUACUUACAUAUUUUUUUUUCUAGUACAAGUAUAAUAACUAUUUUUUUCCAAUAUUUAGGUACUAUAUUUACUUGAUUAUACCUUAUUUACUUUAUUUAUUUGAUACAUAUAUUUUGCUGGCCAUUUUUGAUUUGUUGGUGUGUUGCUAAUAGUUUCUCCGAACUUAUAUAUUUUGCGUACAAAUUUAAGUAUAUUUCGUAUUUCUGACCUUUGGAUUGCUUGUCAAUAAUUUUUGUUUCAACAUGUGUGCUUUUAAAGUUGAACAUCUUCUGGUGGACGAAUUGGACUAUGAGUUAAAAAUUAGGGACAUAGUAACAGAGCAGUCGGCAACAGUCGAUAGAAAACGCAAUCUUUUGCGGGGUGCUUUGAAGCAAGAAGCAGGCAAUAGGAGUUUCACUCAACUUUCAGCUGUACAUAUCCCUUUUGAGGACCAACGGAAAGGAAUAUCCGAAACGUUGGAUAGCUUGUCUAAGAAAAUAGAGAAGUUUAGGGGAACUGUACAAGACACUGAAUAUGCUCGAUUAAUAUCUCGUCUAACUCAUAUUUCUGGCCGUGUACACUUGUUACAUUGUACUACGGAAGAGCAGGAACCUUUUAAAAAGUCUGUUUCUCUUAAAAUCCUUACAUUGGAGGGUGAGCUUGAUUCUAAGGUUAACCCCAUAGCCACAUCUACUCCUAAUGCUCCAGUAAGUGUCGUUCCUAGUUUCACAUAUUCCAAACCCGUUCAAGUACACAAAUGGGGUGUUUCAUUUUCAGGUGAAAAACAGCACACGGAUGUGAUUUCAUUUUUAGAAAAGGUUGAGUGUCUUCGUGUAUCUAGAGGGGUCUCCGAGGACAAUUUGUUUGCGGCUUCAGCCGAAUUGUUUACCGGUCCUGCUUUCACCUGGUUCAUGAAUAAUAGGGGUAAUUUGUCUUGCUGGUCUGAUCUCGUUCGCAAGUUGAGGUCAGAUUUUCUUCCUUACUCAUACCAGGAUGAUCUCUUGGAUGAAAUCAAAAACCGUAAGCAGAAACCAGGAGAGUCUGUCACUAUGUUCAUUAAUACUAUAUUAGGCAUGUGUAGCCGUUUAGCUACUCCUUUAUCUGAUUUGUCCAAAAUAAAAAUCAUCUUAAAAUGUUUAUUGCCUUUUUACCAUCAACAGUUAGCCCUUAUGGACAUCCAGAGUAUUGAUGAUCUCACUGUAAAGUGCAAACGUUUGGAGGAAACGUUAUCCUGGUCUUCUCAGCCUUCGUCUUCAUCUCGACCCUCUUCUAAUUCCUCUUCUCAGCCAACUUCCUAUAGACAACGUUCUUGGCAAAAUAAGGGCCAUGAACAUAAUGUUUCUGUUUUUAGUUCUGUUGUUUGCUGGAAUUGUCACCAGUCUAAUCAUAAGUUCAAUGAUUGUGGUAUCCCACAAACUCGUAUUUUCUGCCACGGUUGCGGUAGGGAAAAUACUCUCAAAAGAAAUUGUUUUAAGUGUUCGGGAAACGAAAUGUCGGAGGUCCGUCCCCUGAGCGUUUCUCCGUCCAACACCCAAUCAGGGAAUCAAACCCCAUCAGAAAACGAGACCGCUGGCCCAAGCACACCCAGCAACUCAAACCCAUCUUCCAGUCGGAAAGGGAAGAGAGUAUCAUUCAAGAAACAAGCACACACCACAAAUCAAAAUCAGUCCAGAAAUUAACUUUGAGUCAGGAUACGUUGAAUUCGCAGGAUUCACAUGAUUACAAACCCACAAAUUCUUCUUUAAUGAGUAGUGUUAAGUAUA
Diabrotica virgifera virgifera (western corn rootworm) is the source of this 3728-nucleotide messenger RNA. RefSeq lists its product as uncharacterized. Bases 2229 to 3644 code for a protein of 471 amino acids. The record is from RefSeq and is a predicted model, not a curated record. Lineage: Eukaryota; Metazoa; Arthropoda; Insecta; Coleoptera; Chrysomelidae. The transcript has 2 exons.